UUGUACGCUUCUACAUUCUGAUCCGAGGAUCAGCUGGAAGGCAGCAAUAAACAGGAAAAUCUGCAGCAAAGGAGGGGGAAAAAAAAGGAGAGGAGGAAGCUGCAGAUGUUAUGAUCUGAAGUCCUCAGUGUAAAUUUUUUACACGAAGCCCUUCUUCUGAGAAGAAAGCCUUUUUUAUUUUUGUAUAUUAGUGUUUUAACUACCUCACAUAAAGGCUAUAUCUAAAGCUAUGCUUUAAGAGUUGUCGUUUCUACUGUGUUUUUGACACCUCGUUUACAACUUGAACUCAAAGGCAGGCCUUUGUCCGAAACCAAGUGAAACCUUACAUUUGCACUAAAGAAGUCCGUCCCGCCUUGAUUUGUCAAUCCAAGAUCAAGCACAGGGCUUUAAGUGGAAACAAGAACAUCAGGCAGAAGAUCAGCAUUACGCAACUACUAUUACACUGAUAAAUACAAAAAAAAAAAGGCAGCUAUUACAUCAUUUUUCUUUGUGGACAGCUUAUAGCACAUCAUAGGCAUAAAAAACUGACGAUACAAGCAGCAAUGUUUCAGCGUCUUAGCAACCUGUUGUUUGGGGAGGUGGAGGAGGUGGCAGCUGAUCUCAAGGGACCCAAUCCAUGUGUGACGGAGGCCGACGAGGAGGGCUGGAUGCUCGUCAACCUGUCUGACUCUGACUGCAUGAUGCAGGUGGAAGAUGAGACGGGGACCCCGCUGACUGCACAGGCGUUGCCCGACAGUAAACUAUCAGAUCACCAAAACACGCAAACAAGGACUGAAUGCCCGGCCUCCACGCCCCAUCUGCCUCAUAAGCGUCGCAGGCCACAUAAAGGUCUGACACGGGGUCCAGCGGUACCAUCGGAGCCCCUGUCUUGCCCAAGCGCUAGUCCACCACACUUAGGGGCCACCACGCCUGUAAGCCUACCGAGACGGGUCAGACUGUCCACCCCCUCCUCCACCCCGUCAAUGUCUCCAGGCUCUGGGAGUGACUGUGGGGGUGCCAGCAGGUCAGGCUCGGAGAGAGGCUGCAUGGAUGAGAGCUGGUUUGUCACCCCUCCCCCCUGUUUCACUGCAGAGGGAGCCACGGCAGAGGCCAGCCCCAUGGAGGACCUGCUCAUAGAGCACCCCAGCAUGUCUGUGUACGUCUCCCCCAACAACCUGUCCAUGCUCUCCAGCGGCAACCUGUCUGUGGUGGGGGAGGAGAGCCUUGUCAGCCUAGCUAGCAGUGCAAGCAGAGCGACUGAACCAGCGGCUCCGCCAGCCACCCGCAGCACUAUGCCCACCAGGGUGAGCCGUGGAGCAGCUGCCCAAGCAGGGGCUUUGGCCAAGGUCACCCAGGUGGCCAGGGUCCAGCGUUACAAGGCUCGCGUGGAGCGCCGCCAUCUGAGCCGCGGCCACAUCCAACGCCAAAACCGCGUGAGGGAGCAGGUCCCUCGUCACGCUUCUCACGCCAGAAGCACCUUCCUUCACCAGCCCAGCAAGCGUAAUGUCUGUCACUAAGCUCACCGUCAAAAUUAAAGGGGAGUGGGGGGGGGGGGGGCUUCGUUUACUCUGGGGGCAUUCGUAGUGCUGAGUCCAACAUUGUUAAACAUGUCCACCCAUUUUCAGCUUCCAGCUUCGUACAAUAUGCCAGAUUUUUUUCUCUUUUUAAAAGAGGUCCAGCAAAAUAAUGAUUCACCCUGGCGCUUUUUCACCCAAUCUGCAGUGAGAAAGCAGGUGCUCGAUGUAGACCCUUCGUAAACGAUCAUGCUUGCCCCCUUUAUUGUCCACCAGAAUUAAAAAAAAACAAAUAAAAAUAAAGUAACUUUUCAAGCUAUAUGUAGUUGUAAUAUUACCUGAAAAAAUGGCAAUAGUUGAGUUAUCUUAAUUUUCUUUAUAUGUUUUAAAGACGUGAGUUUUAUUUCUGUUCUCUCGAAAACCACGAUACUGUGUUAUUGUCAUCAAACAGAGUGAAAUAAGACCGAAAUAGCCGCUUCUCUUAUAUUCUGACUGGGCGAACAUACUUUUCAUGGCACAUCGAUAAAACAUGCUGAUGAUUUUAAUUCAUUUAGUUUUGCUCAGAAAAGGCGGACGAAGACACCGUUGGGCGAAAAGGGGAAAGAAAUCAGCACAAGUUGGUUUCCCCUGCGAAGUUGCUUUACUAGGAAGCGCGUCAGCAGAGGAAACAAUGAUUUCUCUUCUCUGCCUUGUGAGGAAGGCGACAGCAUGUAGGAGAUGGUGCGAGUAUGUGCAAAACAGACUAAAGAGUAAAAAGGAAUCGCUGGGAAUAUGGUUUUAGAAAAAAAUGUGGUUUACCCUCAGAGCAGCCGGUGAGAAUUCAGAGAUUUGAGGUUUGCCUCUGGGUUACAAGGUUGCGAGAGUUAUGGUAAGGGAAAAGCACUAUUGAAGGAAACUCUUUAUUUUGUUUUGUUAACAUUGAUUUCAUCCUAUUUGAUCUGAGAACCACAGCUGUUUCUUUUGCAACGUUCUGCCAAGAUAGAAAAUAAAACUGUUCGUGCACAGUCAGAUGAAGAGAUUUUGCUUUUAAAGUCAACAAAAUGAAUUCUCAAUGGAGACCCGGCACACUUUCGACACGAUUAACAGCAACAUGUGGCGUGUGUUGAAAUUAUCCACAUAAUUAUGGAAGUUACUUGAAAAAGGUGAUCUACAAUGUCUUGCAAAAAUAUUGAUAACCAUUGAACUUUCUUAGAUUUUUGUCACAUUACCACCACAAGCUUACAAGUCUUUUUUUAACGGGGGUUUGUGUGAGAGUCCAACACAAAGUUUUAUAUAAUUGUGAAAUGGAUCUAACCCAUCCUUUAGGUAGCAAUGAGCAGAAGCAACACAGCAAGACCCUUAACCCCUGCAACCUGGGGUUAAGGGUCUUGCUCAGGGACCCAUAGUGGCAGUCUGCGGGAUUCAAACCAGAUACAUUCAGCCUCCUCAGAACACAAGCACACCGCUCUAAGCACUAGGUCACCACUCGCUAACAAUUGGUUAGGAUUAUCCUGGUUUAGCUACGUCCAUCUGCCCAUUAACUGCUCAGCUUCUGUGUCCUGCUAAAGAAAAUAGGUUUUGCAGCUUGAUGUUACCAUUGCCAUGUUUCACGGCAAGAAUUGUGUGCUCUUGUUAAUCUUCUGCUGCACUCAAGAUUUUGCAUGCAAGCCAAAACAUUACAUUUUUAGUAUCAUUUGACCAGAACAUGCUCUUCCACACCUUUUGCAGUGUCCCUUGUAUGGCUUCUGGCAAUAUAGACAAACAAGGCAAACAGGACCUGCUAUAGGUUUCUUUUAAUAAUUCCACAUUGUAGCCCUUUUUCAGUAAAUAUCAGAUAUGCAGAAAACACCACUAAGAGUCGUCCUUUCAGCGGAUUCUCCCACAUUACCAAUCAGGCUCAUGAUAAGGUGGCAGUCUAGGCUUCUUCUUACCUGGCCUGUUGGUUUAGUUGGAGAUCCAUGUCCAUUGGUUUGAAGUUCUGCCAUUCCCUUUCCAUAUUUAAAUGGACGGUGAGAACAGUGCUCCAUGUGAUUUUAAAAACUUGGGAUGUUUUAUAAUCUAGCCAUGGUUUAAAUGUCUUAACUUUAUCCCCAGCCUUAUCUGGUGUGCUCCUUGGUUUUCAUGAUGCUGUUUCCUCACUGAUUUUCUCUAACCACGUUCUGAGGCCUGCUAGAUUUAUACUGAGAGGAGAUUACAUACAAAUAGGCUCUGUUUACUAAUUAGAAGACUUCUGGAGGCAAUUUGUUGCUUUGGAUAUCAGAGUAAAGACAAUAUGGAAAAUGUCUCCCUCUUCAGAUUUUUUAUUCAUAAGAAAUGUAUAAAACCAUUUAUCCAUCGUGCUCUACUUUGUGAUCGUCUAUUUCACAGAAUCCCAAUCAAAAAUCCUGAGGUUUGUGGUGGCCACGUGGCAAAAUGUGAAAAAGUUAAAUGCGCAUGAAUAUCUUUGCAAGGCGCCUUAUUAAGAAAAAAAAAAGAGAAACAACAGCUUCCUAAAUGCCACAGAGCAAAAACUUGCAUCAUUCAGUACAUAAACAUGCAACAUCUCUCCACCAAGCACUCCAUAAAGGUCCUGCCCUUUUGUUGCUUGCACAUCCAGCUCUGACAUCGUCCACUUUUAUGAACUCGCUUACUGAUAUGUAUUCAACAAAUAUUAAACAAUGGUGCUGAAGUGUAUACUAAUGUUUGUAAAUUAUUUUAAGACAUGGAUGUAUGUUUGCACUGUCAGAUAUUGUGUGGGUAAAAGUUUUAGCAGUGUGCUGUGUGCUUGUUUUGGGGGGGGGGUUGGGGUGGUGGGGGUUCCUAUUCUGUUUUUAAUUUUGUCAACCUUUUUUCUUUUUGUCUUGGGUCCUGAUGUGUGAGAAGGUGUAUUGGCACGCUGAAUUAGUAGGAUCUUUCCUAAACAGAGGAAAUACACAAAAAAACAACAAAAAAACGACAAACAAACAAAAAAAAACGUAAAUGUUGGUCAUUUAUUUCUCUUGUAAAUAGAAAUAAUUUACAACUAUCUGUUAUAGAUGUCAAAGCCUCUCAGGACUUGAGUCCACGACAUCGCGUCCAGAUGGGACUGAGGGGGGCAGAAAGAGAAUAACCCGCAAAACAGCACCAAACUGAGUUAAUGUGCCAUAGGCGACGCCUGGCCCCCAGAGGGCGGUGCCGCACAGCACCUGCUGCAUGAAUGACAAUGACGUCACAGCGACAAUGACGUAGAAAUUACAGCUCUGCUUGGCGUGUUCAAGAGAAAAAUGUCUGCGGAUAAGUUUGUGGUUAGUGUUUUGAUUGAUUGGUUGAUUGAUUGGUUGAUUGAUUAUUUUAUUUUAUUUUUUUGCUCUUGUACCUUUUCUGUUUCCACUUGUGGCUUUGAUCCUAUGAAAGAAAAAGUCUGUGCACUCAAAAUAUAUAUAUAUAAAAAAAGAAUACUAUCCUGUUUUUUUUUUGUUUGUUUGUUUUUUUGUUUUGUUUGUUUGCUUUGAAGAUGAGCAUGAUGUCAUCAUUUAUGUCCUCCAUAAAGCAGAGCAUUUGAGGUUGCAAUCCCACACACAAACAUGAAGUGAUGUCUUUAUUACCAUCCACAGUAUUCCAGCACCUAUUCUGUGCCUGAGAGGUAGAUCAUGGUCAUCUGUUCUAGAAACAAAAUAAUAAUGAAAGAUCACAAGUGUGUGCAGAACCAACACAGAUGACUCUGCAGCUGAAAAUGUUUUCUAUUCUCGUUAUUUUUGUCUUUUUUUUUCUCCCCUCCCUCAUCAUUCAAAAUGAAACAUGUUUUCUGCGUGUUCGGUCUGAUUUUUAUCAAGGUGUCAGGCAUAGCGUGAAUGCUCUUGAAAACUGGCGGUGGAUGGACGUGAGAUAAUGUGAGCGAUCUGGACGAAAAGAGGCAGAAGACAAAUAGUUUCUAUAUAUGAAAAGAAAUGAAAUGUACUGCAUUAAGAAAAAAAACAUGGACAUGCUUGUAUUUUUCCAUAUAGCUAUUAGAAGUUGUUUAACAAUAUGGGUGUUUUAAACAAAAAGGCAUUGAAUGUCUGGGAGGUGUUUUCCUGUUUUAUGUUGUGCCCUGAAAAAAAUGGCAGCUUGAAAAUACUCGGGAGGAUUUGCCCCUAUUGCACCAGAGUUGGUACAACCCCUCCCUCGUUCAUUAAAAAAAAUGAGAAAUCUAUUAAAAAAUAGACAUUUGGUGUAUCUGAUAUUUAUGGUGAUUGUGCCUUUUCACUAUUUCUGCAUGGUUUUUGUGAUGUACUGACUCAUCCACUGACAGACAAAACCUAUGCAAAGAUCAAUGGAUGGGAUUUUUCUGCAUCCAUUCAGGCACCCUCAGUGAAAAAAAAUCUAUAUACAUAUAUAAAAACAGUAACAACAACAAUAAA
This is a messenger RNA of Fundulus heteroclitus (mummichog), 5830 nucleotides long. RefSeq names its product tumor protein p53-inducible nuclear protein 2 (gene tp53inp2b). The transcript is spliced from 4 exons. Gene Ontology annotation, biological process: positive regulation of DNA-templated transcription; autophagosome assembly. The record is from RefSeq and is a predicted model, not a curated record. NCBI's taxonomy places the organism in Eukaryota, Metazoa, Chordata, Actinopteri, Cyprinodontiformes, Fundulidae. Gene Ontology annotation, cellular component: autophagosome; nucleus. The coding region runs from base 543 to 1496 and encodes 317 amino acids.